Messenger RNA from Penaeus indicus, 1462 nucleotides. Its product is annotated as decapping and exoribonuclease protein-like. Gene Ontology annotation, biological process: NAD-cap decapping; nuclear-transcribed mRNA catabolic process. Bases 129 to 1376 code for a protein of 415 amino acids. The transcript has 8 exons. Gene Ontology annotation, cellular component: nucleus; cytosol. Gene Ontology annotation, molecular function: mRNA 5'-diphosphatase activity. Lineage: Eukaryota; Metazoa; Arthropoda; Malacostraca; Decapoda; Penaeidae. The record is from RefSeq and is a predicted model, not a curated record.
ACACCGCUUAGUGAUGCCUUGGAAAACCUUCAAACGUACUGUACAUUAAACAAAUCCUUCUCAUCCAUGCAAUUAUCCUCAUUACUUUCUUUGAUAAUAUUAGCAGGAAACAGACGAGCCUCUUCGUGAUGUCUGGAUCACAUGGAGCAAAUAAGCCGCAGAAGAGGAAAAAGGAUGAAUCUGAGGAUGGGUACAGAGAGGACUGGCAGAGGAACCACAGACAUUCUCCCAAUAAAAGAAAGUGCUUUUCGCCUUCAGUCAGUUCCGAAAAAUGUUUUGCCGUUCAUCCCCGUAAUAAGUACAAUACGUCUGCUCCAGCUCUGAGGAAACCGAUGUUUGUUGGAGAUUUCUGCCUGGAUGAGAAUCGAAUGUUUUGCCACGAUAAAAGAAACCUUCAUUUUAUCAAUGUUGAUUGGCAAGAGUCUAAGAAGGUUGAUUUCGACCUUAAUAUUGCGAUGGAUAAAAUGAUCAAAAAGAACUUUCAAGAAACACGAAAAGAAAAACUUGACCGCCUCCUGCAAUGGAUUCUCCAGGAUAAAUACAAGUUCCACACGAGAGAUUCGGAAGGCAAACCAUUACAGUGUUUGUCCACAGAUUUUGUCUGUUUCCGAGGCCUACUAACAGAGUUACUAUGCACACCAUAUGAGGGCAGAGAGGGAUGGAUCAUUUGUGCAACCAAGUACCGUGGGACAAUAUAUCUCUGUGCUUAUGAGACACCCGAAAAACUUGCACAUCGUGAGAAUGAGACAGAGGUACAGAAAAAGAUGUGUUCGUGGGGCUACAAAUUUGAACAUUUCAUGACAGAGGGUACCAAUGUAAAUGAAGGAAUAAAUGAAAAUGAGGAGUACUGCUGUGUUGUGCGUUCUCGUUUGGAUAACCAUUCUCUGGUUUAUGGAGCUGAGGUAGAUGGUGCUGAUCCAGAAAAGUAUAAAAACCCACACUCUGACCUUAGUGCUUUUGUGGAACUUAAGACAAGUAAAGAAUUAAACACUGACAGAGAUUUAAGAUCACUCCACAAAUUCAAAUUAAUGAAAUGGUGGAGUCAGUCAUACCUAGUAGGAAUACCGCGAGUUGUGGCAGGGUUCAGAGACAUGGACGGACAUGUGCACACUCUAAAGACUUACCAUGUUACUGAAAUGCCACACAUAGCUCAGGAUCACUGGCAAGACAAUAUAAUGCUAAACUUCCUCAAUCAGUUCUUGAGCUAUGUCAAAAAGAAUGUUCAGAAGGAUGACCCAAGGACUGUCUACAAGUUUGAAAGACAGAAGCAGGGAGGAGACAUCUACUGUACUUACCUUGGUCAAGACCCUGCUUGGACAUUUCUACCAAAGUGGUACUAUGAGAAAAUAUUCCAGCCAGAGGAUAAUUCAGAAUAGGUUUAUUGUAAAUUAGGGACGAUUUUUAUAUUUCAUGCAUUGUAUAAUAGAUAAUUCAAAAGGUUUGAAAUAUAUUUUAUACUAUU